Messenger RNA from Boeremia exigua, 1875 nucleotides. RefSeq lists its product as uncharacterized. Bases 178 to 1413 code for a protein of 411 amino acids. The transcript has a single exon. Lineage: Eukaryota; Fungi; Ascomycota; Dothideomycetes; Pleosporales; Didymellaceae. The record is from RefSeq and is a predicted model, not a curated record.
CCCCACAUCACAAAUCUACCUUCCUGUCAUCGACUUUAAUCGGUCGUUGCCUAUGGUACGUAAUACUACGCGAGAAAUUGCUUAACCUCCAUACGUGGGUAUCUGUUCGCCUUUACUUCGUAUUGACCUUCGUACAUUUGUUAUCUGUCGUUUCUACUUGUUGUACCUUUUGUCGCGAUGUCGGAGUAUCUGACACAAUGGAAGAACCCCGGUGAUGUCUUCUCCGUUCUUCUUAUAGUUGGCGGUGACGUGAUCCUUCUGGCUCUGGCUUGCCUUACAGGCAGGGCGCUCACGCCAGUCGCUUUUUCGUUCGGAUGGGUUGCAUAUGCCAUCUCCGCUGUUGUAGCAGCUAUUGGGGAUAAUAAGCUGUUAGUGCGGUGUCCACCAGAGUUAUCCUUGAAAGUCAUCAACCUAAAAAACGGAUACUGUCGCGACAAUAAAUCCUGGCUUCUUGGAAGAUUCAUCAAAGAUUACAAUUACUGGAUGCCUGGAGAAGUUAGAAAUCGCCUUCUGGACCCUCGUGUACGCUCCGACGAAGAGAAUCAGCCCACCAAUCCUCUUUGUCCACUGCCUCGCCCAGAUCCAGCCAGCUCCAAUAAGAUAUUUGGCAGAUCAGAUGCGGCUCUGUGCAUUGCUGUGUACAAGUGGGCCGACAAUAGACGUCCUGGAGAGCCUGAUCGCGAUUGGUUGUGGUGGAGUGGCCUUGUUGUUUCUAUCCUCCAGUUGGCUAUCGCGUCGAUCCCAUGGGGCCUUCAUAACAACUCAGACAUAUUCAUUGCUACAGCAGGAGGGACUGUGCUAGCAUACGCAUCUGCAUCCCUGCCACAGUGGAAAAGCGAAAAAUGGCCCACAAGAUCUAGUAAUAAGACUUUCGCCAUCACUGAGGGGAACGGAAGCCAGCACGUGAUCGUUAUCCUCGGCGCAGACCAUGGUCUCGAUCUAGAAGCUCUGGCUGGUUCAAGAGCACCUGACCUGAAGACAACUCGCGUCUACACUUGCGCACUGGCAGUAUUAUGGCUGGUACUGCUAAUCACGUGCUGCGGUAUCAACACACACACGUGGUAUCUUCUCGCUGUGGGCGGGCUGGGUAUGGCGCAAAACCUGUUCGUAGCAGGUGCACCGCGACAACCUGCAGCGCUGGGCCUACCUAUAGAACUCGUCAGCAGUGGGGACGGUCAUGCGGUUGUUCCAGAAGUCUUCGCUGAACAGAAGGUGAUGUGGACGAUUAUGGAGUUUGAAGAGAAACAUCGCAGUUGCGGAGAUGCUCUUGUCAAAGAAUUUUUCCCGGGGAAGUUGCGGCAAUGGGAAAUCGAGUGGUGGGAGUCUGACGAUGCUGAAAAGCGAAGUAACUUACUCAAGACUGCGCGAAGAGAAGCAUGGAACAAAGCUCGUGAACAGUCAUCGGGGGAUUGAAAUGAGAUGUCAUGAGAUUGGGCGGCAAGUAAACGUGUGCAUUUGGGCGAAAGAGUGUUGUUUUCGAGGAUGACUAUCUCCACGUCAAAUUCCUUCUCCAACAUUAGACCUAGCUUACGCAUACUUUCAAACCCCCAGACAGUGUUGAAUCCACCAUGCGCGUUCUUCCGUCCUCUUCUGCAACGUUAACUAUAACUAAUCUUGCCUUGUAUUCGCAGUGCACAGUGAAUGAACCAUCUGCAUGUUUUUCCACUGAACUGGGACGUUGUAGCACGCCCACACAUGGAGAGGCAUUGCCGGCUGCAAUGGAGUCCGGAAAUAAUAGCAUAUUGCACUGGUAGCUCUUUGCUAGUGGCAAAUCGCGUAUCUCAUAUAACCGAUUGGCUCGCGGGUCUCGCACCCCCCAAGGGCCGUUUACCCCAAGUGUCAUCUCUGGGAAGACUAACGCUUGGUAACUUGCUC